Messenger RNA from Anarrhichthys ocellatus (wolf-eel), 1964 nucleotides. It is a transcript of the gene wbp4, whose product is annotated as WW domain binding protein 4. The coding region runs from base 87 to 1442 and encodes 451 amino acids. The transcript has 10 exons. Gene Ontology annotation, cellular component: nucleus; precatalytic spliceosome. Gene Ontology annotation, molecular function: RNA binding; zinc ion binding; protein binding. Lineage: Eukaryota; Metazoa; Chordata; Actinopteri; Perciformes; Anarhichadidae. Gene Ontology annotation, biological process: mRNA splicing, via spliceosome. The record is from RefSeq and is a predicted model, not a curated record.
CAUUCCUGAAAUGUGGGAAGCGUUUGUCUUUUUAUUUGGUUCGUUUUAAAUACUUUUCGUCGUACUUUAAACCGCAAAGGCUUGAAAUGGCUGACUACUGGAAGUCACAACCAAGGAAAUUCUGCCAGUACUGCAAGUGCUGGAUCGCGGACAAUAAGCCUAGCGUCGAGUUCCACGAAAGAGGGAAGAAUCACAAAGAAAAUGUGGCUGCAAAGAUCUCUGAGAUUAAAAAGAAGAGCAUUGAUAAGGCCAAGCAGGAGGCACGUAUGUCAAAAGAGUUUGCGGCAAUGGAGGAGGCUGCGGUGAAGGCAUAUGAGGAAGAUCUGAAGAGGAUGGAAAGGGAGUCGGCAGGAUUACCAGCCCAAGUAACUACACAGCCACAACCAAAGGCAAAACCUCAGUCAAAACCUCAGAUAGGACCUCAGUUAGGACCCCAGGCCGGACCCCAGGCCGGACCCCAGGCCGGACCUCAGCCAGGAACUCGGGCCGGACCUCGGGCCGGACCCCGGGCAGGACCUCAGGCCAAAAAACAGAAAAAUCAAGCGAAAGCGAGCUGGAAGUCCAGAGGCCAAACAGAGGCUCAGGUUUGGGUUGAAGGACGGACAGAAGAUGGACACAUGUACUAUUACAACACAAUAACUGGAGAAUCUAAAUGGGGAAACCCAGAGGGUGUUCUGGGAGAAGACCCAGCCUCUGCACAGCCUGGACGGACAGAGAGCUCUUCAGGCUGUCCAUGGAAGGAAGCUGUCAGUCCUGAUGGUUAUACAUAUUACUACAACUCAGAGACUGGAGAGACCAGUUGGGAGAAGCCAGCAGGCUUUCCUUCAAUUAAAGCACCUGGAACUGUGCCCAACAAAGAGGGAGAGAGUCAGGAGGAGCCGCCCCCACCAGGAGGAGAGGAGAGGUCCAGUGGGGCCCCGGUACCUCAGGAGCCUGAAGUCCCUGAACAAGAAAGCCAGCAGUCCAACGCUGCAGAGAUCAGCUUCAGGAAAAGGAAAGCAGAAGCCGAGCCAUCAGAGCAGGAGGGAGAAGAUAAAGUGAGUGAUGACGCUCCUAAAGAGGAGUCUGAAGAGAUGAAAAGGGAGGAAGAGGUCCAACGCACGACAGCUGAACCCAAAGAGGAGAAAAAGGUAGAGGCGGCACCAGUGAAGAAACAAGCCAGAAGGCCAAAAACUGCCAAUCCAUAUGGGACCUGGGAAAAGAUCCGGGAAGAGGAGGAUCCAUAUGCCAAGGUGGACCUACAGUUGCCUAAGGUGGAGGGAAGCAGAAGCAGCAGCGCCAGCGCUCCAGCCGAGCUGCCGCGAGAGCCAAAGCCCAAGUUCAGGGAGCGCAUCAUCACAUCCAUCGGAGGGGAAAGUGGACCCGCUUCAUUCAGGAAAAACAAGACGCAGAACGGCAAAUCCAGGAGCCUCCGACAGAGAGACGACGACGACGACGACUGACCCAAAUACAUAAAAACUUCAUGCAGUGGAAGACUUUUACACAAACUCUUUCUAGGAACUUUUUUUUUUUUUUUUUUACAUUUUUCAAGCAUAUUAAAUGUAUUAGUAGUGUUUUUCUUUUCUUUACAUAAGAUGCACACACCUUUUUUAAGACAAAUUGAGCUGAGAAUGAAAAAAAAUGGUGUUUCUUCAAAAAAGCUUAAAAUAUGUUUAUUAUUUCUUAUCAUAAAAAUGUCUACCACUGGACGCGAUCCACAUUCUUUGUAUGGACAUCUGUCAUCAUGAAGGUGUGCAACACUUUUCUAGUCUUAUCUCAUGUAUACAAUAUUGUCAUUUCAUCCUGUUGUCUGGUACGGGCAGAUUUACUUAUAUACAGCUAUUCUAAUAACGUUUUCUAUUUUCCAUAUUUGUAUUUUUCUUAUUGUGGAAACAUAUAUUUGAUUGUCAAACUCUCAUAAAGCAGCAAGAUCAAAGAUGGAAACAUGUGAUCUCAAUAAAUGAUGACCGUCCGGAUACUGAAAA